GCAGGCCUGGGAGGCCCCGCCAUGUGCCGCCGGGGGCGCCCGGAGUGAGCGCCAAGAACACGGUCCGGCGGAACCCAUUGUGACGGCGGCGAGGUUUCCGGCCGGCGCUACUAAGGUGCCGCACGUGCGGGGCGGCGUGUGCCGGCGUGACGCGGCUGCGCGGGAUGGGCCUGGCCGAGGCCGAGGCGGCGGCGAGAGGAGGCGGCGGAUCGCCCACGGCCCCCCGCGCCCGGCCGCCAUGAGCACCAAGCAGGUCACUUGCAGGUACUUUAUGCAUGGUGUGUGUCGGGAAGGAAGCCAGUGCCUCUUCUCCCAUGACUUGGCGAACAGCAAGCCGUCCACCAUCUGCAAGUACUAUCAGAAGGGCUACUGCGCCUACGGAACUCGGUGCAGGUAUGACCACACGAGGCCCUCGGCUGCAGCGGCUGGCGCCGGGGGGGCCCUGCCUCCCGCUGGGCCCUCAGCAGGUUUCCACAGUCCUCGGGCUUCGGACCUCACCGUGUCUCUGAAAACUCACCCGCCCGAACCUGGGAAGCGUGAGAAGAGAACAUUGGUGCUUAGAGACCGAAAUCUCUCUGGCUUGGCUGAGGAGAAAAGCCCUCCUAGCGUGGCGAGCGGCGCCGGCGGCUGCAGCGAUGCCCACCGCAGCCUGGAGGCGAAGCCACACUCCUACCUGGACGCCAUCCGGAGCGGCCUGGACGAGCUGGAGGCCGGCAGCUCGUGCGGCGGCGAGCAGCAGCUGUGCCCGUACGCAGCGGCCGGGACGUGCCGCUUCGGGGCUGCCUGCGUGUAUCUGCACGGGGACGUGUGUGAGAUCUGCAGGCUGCCGGUCCUGCACCCUUUCGACCCCGAGCAGAGGAAGGAGCACGAGAAGAAGUGCAUGUCCACCUUCGAGCACGACAUGGAGAAGGCCUUCGCCCUACAGGCGAGCCAGGACAAAGUGUGCAGCAUCUGCAUGGAGGUGAUCCUGGAGAAGGCGUCCGCCUCCGAGAGGAGGUUCGGGAUCCUCUCCAACUGCAACCACACCUACUGCCUGGCCUGCAUCCGCCAGUGGCGCUGUGCCAAGCAGUUUGAAAACCCAAUCAUCAAGUCUUGCCCAGAAUGCCGGGUGAUAUCUGAGUUUGUAAUUCCAAGUGUGUAUUGGGUAGAAGAUCAGAAUAAAAAGAAUGAGUUGAUUGAAGCUUUCAAACAGGGAAUGGGAAAAAAAGCUUGUAAAUACUUUGAGCAAGGCAAAGGGACCUGCCCAUUUGGAAGCAAAUGUCUUUACCGCCAUGCUUACCCAGACGGGCGGCUGGCGGAGCCCGAGAAGCCGCGGAAACAGCUCAGCUCUGAAGGCACUGUGAGGUUCUUUAACUCAGUGCGGCUCUGGGACUUCAUCGAGAACCGAGAAAGCCAGCAUGUCCCCAGCACUGAUGACGUGGAUGUGACAGAGCUUGGGGACCUCUUCAUGCACCUUUCCGGAGUGGAGUCAUCAGAGCCCUAAGUAGUCUCUGCCUGUCCCCUGCAUCAUGGGCCCCACCGGCCGAAACCUUCCCCCCAGCAAGGGUGGGCCGAGCCCCCUGCUGUGGAGUGUUGCUUGGAGUUGAGUGGGGCUGUACUUGCCCUUGGUCUCAUCCACUGCCCCCUCCUAGAGCCCUGGGAAGAGUGAAGGAUAUAAAGUACCCUACUGAGCAUGUGGACGUGCACUUUGUCUAGUUGGUGGCUUAGCUGGCCUCCAGCCCUUCAGACCAUAGCAAGUGUGCAGAUGGAGAGCAUUCAAACAAAACCAGCUGCGGGCCUUCCCCAUCUUUCUCUUCCCCCAAACUCAAAGCAGCCCAGAGGGAUUCUUUGGCCCAAGCAGGAGAGUUCUGUGUCGUGCGAGGUUGCCCUGCGGGCCAAUCUGUCGGGGAGCACAGGUGAUGCAGGGAGCACUGUUGGCUGU
This is a messenger RNA of Ochotona princeps (American pika), 1921 nucleotides long. It is a transcript of the gene MKRN2, whose product is annotated as makorin ring finger protein 2. The record is from RefSeq and is a predicted model, not a curated record. Gene Ontology annotation, molecular function: ubiquitin protein ligase activity; metal ion binding. The transcript has 8 exons. The coding region runs from base 239 to 1483 and encodes 414 amino acids. Gene Ontology annotation, biological process: protein polyubiquitination. NCBI's taxonomy places the organism in Eukaryota, Metazoa, Chordata, Mammalia, Lagomorpha, Ochotonidae.